Molecule: messenger RNA, 2844 nt
Organism: Ylistrum balloti
Lineage: Eukaryota; Metazoa; Mollusca; Bivalvia; Pectinida; Pectinidae
Product: coiled-coil domain-containing protein 39-like
Exons: 21
Coding region: 1-2844 (947 amino acids)
Biological process (GO): cilium movement; inner dynein arm assembly; cilium-dependent cell motility
Cellular component (GO): axoneme
Source: RefSeq, a predicted model, not a curated record
AUGAGCCGAGGGAGCAACAGCAUCCUCAGCGAGAUAGAAUGGGACGAAGGACUAAGUAUGCCCGUCGCAAACAGUGACAAUAAAAAGCUAGAAGAUCAGGUCCAGGUCAAACAAAAGAAGAUUGUCACAAGCAAAAAUGAUGUGGAGGAGAUUGAAGACCGACUUCAUGCCAUGUCGGAGCACUUGAAAAAUGUCAGACAGGAACUCGGUCAUACUCAGGGGUUGGUCCGGGCCAGAACAAAGGAGAUUGAAACAGAAAACCACAUGCUUCAAAUUGCUGAACGUGAGGAAGGGCGACUUCAACAAGAAAUCAGUAAGCUGGAGAAGGAACUGGAAGAGAUUAAGGAGAAGAAGAAUAUGUUUGAGAACAACAUCUUCAAGCAAACUCAGAAGCUAGAAGAGAUGAAGUCACAAAUGAACUGGGACCAGCAGGCUUUGGAAGCCUGGCUAGAAGAGUCAGCAAGAAAGGAUGAGGAUGCCAUGGCCAUACAGAAGUACACUCGUCAUGAUGAAAGUAAAAUUAAGGAAUUGUCACUAAGAAUGGUCAGACUGACAGAGGAGAGCCAGAAGAAGAGGAAGAUGCUUGAUCAUGAGACCACAGAUACUUUGACUGCCCAGAUCGAGCUGGACAAGACAGCGGAGGAUUUCAGACAGGCACAUCAGGAACGUCAACAACUGAUUGAACAGUGGGAACAUACCAUUGAACAAAUGCAGAGACGGGAUCAUGAAAUGGACCUUUUGGCAGCUCAACUUGCACGUGUAAAGGCAGAAGUCAGAAAGCGUGAAGAGUCGAUUAAGGAAAAGAUGCAGUUUCUGGAUGGAGAAGUUGAUAAUAACAAGGAGCAAGAAAAGAAGAUUUCAAUCGCUGAACGUGUGGCUGCCAGAACGAGGAUAGAGCACCAAGAGGCCGAGACCAACAGGGUCCAAUUCUCUGAUGAGCUGGAUGCACUCAAGAGAACAGUUGACCGUACUGCCAAUGACCUUGAAGCCACAAGGUCACAGGUCACACAUCUGAAGAAAGAUGUCCAGGAUAAAACUAAUAGACUUCAACAAGCAAAGGAGCUCAGAGAAACUUUGGUUGACAAGCUGAAGAUAGCAACAGAAUCGACACUGAGUGCAGAAGAGCGUGCCGCAAGAUUUGAUGAGAUGCUGCAGGAGGAAGACCGAACACAGCGUGAAAUUGAUCAGCAGCUGAAACAUUUGCGAGAUCUGCAAUUUCACAAGACACAGGAACUACAUGACUGCAAGGUCAAGGAGAGAAACAAAGAGGCAGAGAUUCAGGGGAGCCAAGCUGCCAUCAGAAACUUGAACAGCAAAAUAACGAAACUAGACACAGAUUCUCUGAAACAGCAGGAAAUCAUUUACAACCAGGAUUUUGCUGUCCAACAAGUCGAGAGGAGAAUUAAUCGAAUCCAAGGAGAACGCAGCAAUGAAGAAAAGGUCCAACUGGAAAUGAAAAUCAAGGAUCUCACUGAUGACUUGGAGCAGAAAAACAACACACACACCCUUCUUACCCUACAGCUUAAACGGCUUCAGGAUGAUAUCCGCCGCGUAAGGAGAGAGCUGGAGAAGAGUGGAGCCGAGAAGAAUGACUUUACCAGUAAGAUAGAGGAGCUGAAUCUUUACAAUGAUAGCUCGGAGCGUGAGCUACGAAACAUCAUUUCCUCCAAACAGAAUCUGAUGGUGGACCAAAAUAUACUGAAACUGGAAAUCAAGCGAUUACGUGACAUGUUACAUGGCCGUGCUGAUGAUGUUCUCAAUAUGGAGAAACGACGUCUACAGCUGGAUACGGCGAUGAAGGAGCGUAGACAUGAAAUCAGCAUCCACAGUGAGAUGCUUCAGGCACAAAUCAGGGUUGCCAAUGAGGAAAGGAGCCAGAUUAGUGCCGAGCUCCAUGAGCGUAUCUCUAAGAUUGACAAACUCAGGAAAAGAUACGAGAUUCUGAUGGUUUCAAUGGCACCACCGGAAGGUGAAGAGGAGAGGUCUCAGGCUUACUAUGUUAUCAAGGCAGCACAAGAGAAAGAGGAGCUACAGAGGGAAGGUGAUGACCUUGAUGCUCGUAUAAGGAAAGCAGAGAAGGAGAUCCGAGCCCUUGAGAACACGCUGAAACUGAUGAAUAACAGAAAUGAAACUUACAGGAAAAGUUUCAACAAAGUCACUGACCAAAGUGACGACAUGGAGGAGAAACAACAGCUUGAGGAGCAAAUGAGGGCUGUCAUGGAUAAGUACAAGUACAAACGACGCCAGAUCAGAGAAUUGCAGGAAGAUCUACAGACAAUGAGUAGUACCCUGGAUAACUUGGUUCGAGAUUCAGGUGCCUACGAGGAAAUGAUUGAAGAAAAAAAGAACAAGGUUUUACAGCUGACAAAGGAGAUCGAAGACCAGAGAGCCAAACUGGAACGAGCCAUGAAAUCUAAUUCCAAAUAUGCUAGAGAGCUUAGAUCUGCCAAAAAGACCAAAGGAGAAACACCAGAGGAGCGUGAUUUCCAUGUUAGAGAAUUGCGUGAGUUUAACAAGUCAAUCAUGUCCCAAAUUGGGGAAAUUAUACAGUCGCACCCAGACAUAGGAGAGACUGUUCAUCUUUACUUCUCACAGGCUAACUUACCACCACCAACAGCAAGAGCUGGAGCCCGACAGCCCAGUAGUGCUCGCUCUAGCUUGACUUCGGCACGAAGUAGCGCCGGCAGUAUUAAGUCACCCCCUAGUGGUAGUGGAAGACCAACGCCAGUACAGAUAGGGGCAGACUUUGGAGCAAUGCGUUCUCCAGCCAGUUCCCGAAGUUCCAGUUCCAUGUCCAGUGUACGGAGUGGACAGAGUCGGACAGGAGCAAGUUCACGACGAUAG